This is a messenger RNA of Mucor mucedo, 458 nucleotides long. RefSeq lists its product as uncharacterized. The record is from RefSeq and is a predicted model, not a curated record. Lineage: Eukaryota; Fungi; Mucoromycota; Mucoromycetes; Mucorales; Mucoraceae. The transcript is spliced from 3 exons. Bases 136 to 399 code for a protein of 87 amino acids.
AAGAUCGAUUUCCAUACCGUCCAUUUGCUUUGCCAAACCGUUCAUUUCAUUUCUAAAACGAAGGAUAUCUUGUCUUACUUGGCCUAUUUCUCUCAAGAAUUGAUUUUUCUCGUGUAAAUCAUCGUUUAAAUAAUUAUGACUGAUAGGUGUAGAGUAAGAUGUACAAAGCUAAUAAUAAUAAUAAAGGGGAUUUUUUUUUGGGUAAGUCUCGUUUCUCUCCUAUUCUUCUUUCUCCUUAUUCUUUCUGCUUUUUCUUUUUUUUUGUUGUUGUUGUUGUAUUACCUUUUCACGAUAAUAGUUGUUGGAUUCUUUAGCACGUCUCAUUGCCCAGUUAUUACAUUGAAACGACUCCGAAUCACUAAAAGACAGCUGGGCAUACUCCUCGAGAUUCAUUUAUAGAUACAUGAAAAAGCACAGAAAAUUCAGGUACCAAAAAAAAAUAAAAUGUAAUAAAUUAU